Molecule: messenger RNA, 1029 nt
Organism: Raphanus sativus (radish)
Lineage: Eukaryota; Viridiplantae; Streptophyta; Magnoliopsida; Brassicales; Brassicaceae
Product: nuclear transcription factor Y subunit B-10
Exons: 6
Coding region: 162-563 (133 amino acids)
Biological process (GO): regulation of transcription by RNA polymerase II
Cellular component (GO): CCAAT-binding factor complex; nucleus
Molecular function (GO): protein heterodimerization activity; RNA polymerase II cis-regulatory region sequence-specific DNA binding; DNA-binding transcription activator activity, RNA polymerase II-specific
Source: RefSeq, a predicted model, not a curated record
AUAAUAAAUGGACGGUGAUAAAAAAGGCUAAAUCCCUAAUCUCGCAAUCGCAGAGCUUCUCGCCUCUUGUCUUCUCCAGCGUCCGAUCAAUCUCCCUCUUUCUCCUCCGACCAUCCUCACUCUCUCCCGCCUUUUUCAAACCAUCUCGCGCUAGCUCUCAGAUGGCGGAUUCGCAGGCGAAGUCGUCGGGGAUGAGUCCCGGAGUAGGAGGCGGCGGAAGCCACGAGAGCGGCGGAGAUCAGAGCCCGAGGUCGAUGAACGUUCGCGAGCAGGAUAGGUUCCUCCCGAUCGCUAACAUAAGCCGAAUCAUGAAGAGGGGUUUGCCUGCUAACGGGAAGAUCGCUAAGGAUGCUAAAGAGACGAUGCAGGAGUGCGUCUCUGAGUUCAUCAGCUUCGUCACCAGCGAAGCGAGUGAUAAGUGUCAGAGGGAGAAGAGGAAGACUAUUAAUGGAGAUGAUUUGCUUUGGGCUAUGACCACUUUGGGUUUUGAAGAGUACGUUGAACCCCUCAAGUUUUACCUGACGAGAUACAGGGAGGUAUGUGGGAACUGUGGUGAUACAUGAAAGAGGUUUUGUGCAUCUAGCUCACUAACUGACUCUUUAUGUUUUUUUUCCUUGUAUGCGAUAUGGAUUGGAAUCUUGCAGAUGGAGGGUGACAACAAGGGAUCAGGAAAAGGCGGGGAAUCGAGUGCUAAGAGAGAUGGUCAACCAAGCCAAUUUCUGCAGCAUGGUCAGCAGCAAGGCUCUUUCUCACAGGGUCCUUAUGGAAACUCUCAAGGCUCUUCGCAUAUGAUGGUUCAAAUGCCGAACGCAGAGUAGUAGUAGAAGAAUAUUCAUCACAAUCUCCGGAGAUUCAUCUAUUCAUGUUCUUGUUUCUGAGAUCAAUAUAUUUGAGUUGUGGUAUCUCUGUAUAUGAUUGUGUUGUAGUAGUUUUCUCAAAAGAUGAGAAUUGAGAAGCAACUUUGUUUCUACAUUUGAUUUUUUUAGUUUCUUAACUUUCGGGUCUUAAGAAGAAACCCUUAUUGAUUUA